Messenger RNA from Triticum dicoccoides, 1943 nucleotides. RefSeq lists its product as uncharacterized. The record is from RefSeq and is a predicted model, not a curated record. Lineage: Eukaryota; Viridiplantae; Streptophyta; Magnoliopsida; Poales; Poaceae. The transcript has 8 exons. The coding region runs from base 1 to 1026 and encodes 341 amino acids.
AUGGUAGAGGCGCGUGGUCGGCAGGAGGAGUCAGGGAGGCAUGAAGGUGGACAUGUGGAUGUUAUCGUGGCAUUGACACAUUUCGCUCCACCGAUGCUACAUACCAGGUUCCUACAUUGUUUUUCUCAUGUGGAGUUGAAACCACAUUUGGUUGGUCCAAUAGCAAAUAAUGAGCGUUUAGAAAGUGCAGUUCAAAUUUCGCCACACUACGCAAAUUGUGUUGUUUCCCAUUUUGCCCCGCGCUCACUCACUCUGCUGAUUCCCCUCCCUCUCACCGCACUCUCUCCCCAAAUCCCUAGCUCCCUCUCGCCGGCGCCGCUCCCUAGCUCGCCCGCGUCGGUGUCGCCCCUUCUCCCUUUCUCCUGUGCCGCCUUCUCCCUCUCGCCGGCGUCUCCUGCGCCACCUUCUCCCGCUCGAGGCAAAGUUGCCCUUUUUACCAAGGCCGAGGAGGAGCGGGAGGACAGCCUUCUCCUGCUCGACGGCGGUGACGGAUUUCUUCUGCUUGACGACGCCGGCGACGAACACCGGCGCUCCUCGUCGCCCUCGACCUGCAAGGAGGAGCGCCUACCCCAUGUUGAGCCGCAGAUUUGCUGGAGCAAGGAGUGCGUGAAGAAGCCCCUGCAGCGGCAGAAGCAGGGGCGGGGGAGCGAGUCAGACGCCGGGGUCGUCCACGGCGUCGUCGAAGCAGAGCAGCGGUGUGUCCUUGUUCAGGCUGCGGCAGCUCCUCCAUGCGCCUCGCCAUCUUCCUCUGCUGCGUCGACGAUGGACUGUGUCUGCAGCUUAGCACGGUGGGAUCCAAUGGAUGCACACGCAGAUUCACUGAACUCGUCGGGGAAGAAAAACAGAGACGCGUACGAUUCGCUUGAUUCGGGUGGGAACAUUACAAUCAAAUGUGGUGUUAAUGGCCUGAAGAUUUUAUCAGAUUAUCCACCAUUCAUCCUGCAACCGGACUGGCAAAUACUGCUGAAUAUUUUCAGAAGCAGAAAUUGGAACAAAGGAAAACAUCACAUGCUCCGACCAGAUUAAUUUCCAACUUAGCUAGAUGCCUAGUUACGGGAAUCGACCAGAUUAAUUUCCAACUCAGCUAGAUCGUUGCUAUGGAGACAGAUGAGUCGUAGGUUGGGCAUCGCCCCCUCCUCAAAUCCCAGGAGUACUCUAUGGAUUACAGAAGAAUUGAUUUGUAAGAUUGCCCACAAGUGAUACUGUGCAGAAAAUUGUGAAAUUAGUCUGACUUCUACUGUACAAAAGAAUUGAUUUGUAAGAUUGCAGACAAGAAUUGAUCUGAGUUCUGCUGUUGUGCAAGGGGAGAGGGGAGGAGAACCUGCCUGGAAGCAAUAUGCUGCGGCGGCGGGGACGAGCUAGGUGGGCUGGGCGCGGCGAGGACCAAUCUGGGGCGGCGACGACCAAGCUGGGCGGGGGCGGCUACCAAGCGGGCACAGCGGCAGCCAAGUUGGGCGGGCGCGGCAGCAACCAAGCGGGCGCAGCGGAGGCCGAACUGGGCACCUGGGAUCUGGACCGAGCGCCUGGACGAAGGGGGCGAGUGCCUGCAGGCGGGGCCCGAGCGCUUGGACGAAGGGGAUGACGCGAGCUCCUGCAGGAGGAAGACGGCACGCUGGAGAAGAAAGACGGGCGAGCUCCUGUAGGAAGAAGACGACGCGAGCUCUGGAGGAGGAAGACGACUCAAAUUUCAAAUCGAGGGAUUCGUUGGAAGCCACACAGGGCACCCGAGAAGGAGAGGAGGAGAAUGCUCUGAAGAGAAGAAAUGAUAGGUUUUAUUGUUUUGUUUUAAGAGCAAGGGAGUUGAUAUGUAGUCCCCUGGCUUAUUUGUAUUCUACUAUGUGUAUGGCAAAGAAAUCAUGAUUUUAUACACACAUAUAUUUUUAAACAAAAGCCUAUGUAUUUUUUGCUCAAACACAGUCAUCGGAAAGCGCACAUAUUUUCAA